Messenger RNA from Sodiomyces alkalinus F11, 3123 nucleotides. RefSeq lists its product as hypothetical. Gene Ontology annotation, biological process: positive regulation of transcription by RNA polymerase II; SREBP signaling pathway. Gene Ontology annotation, molecular function: protein dimerization activity. The record is from RefSeq and is a predicted model, not a curated record. The transcript has 2 exons. The coding region runs from base 1 to 3123 and encodes 1040 amino acids. Lineage: Eukaryota; Fungi; Ascomycota; Sordariomycetes; Glomerellales; Plectosphaerellaceae.
AUGGUCGACCAAGGUUCUGGGGCCCUGUAUGGCUUCGACGAGUCCAACGUGGGUGCCCUGCCGGCCUUUGACGACUCGGCUUUUGACGACGUCAAGACCGAUCCUUCUGCCUCUGGACCCGACACUACCACUGCCACCACUUCGGCUGAUGCUCCCAACCCCGACCAUCAGCUAUUGUAUGACCCAUCGCAUUGGGCCUGUCAAGAACCUCCAACAAGCGAUACCUUCAAUUUCCCCUGUCCUGUCCCAACCGGUGCCUCUCCAGCUCCCGUCUACCCACCAGCACCUUGGGAGUUUCCGCCGCCUCAACAAAACCAUCAGCAGCACCCGCAUCCGCAUCCGCAUCCGCAGCCGCAGCCACAGGACAACCACCCGCAACUUGGCUCUCCUUCCUCUGCCGCCAGCUUUGAGCAGCCUACCACGUCACCGACCGAUUUCUUCCCUACCACAGCUGCCCUGACCACCAACUCGUUGCCUUCCCGACAGGUACCCACUCCUCAGCCCGCGACAGAAUCAACUGCUCCCGGGCCGCUCCACCUCACUGCUGCCCAGCAGGAAAAGCUUCGUAACAUUGCCAUGCCGGCCCACCUCCAGUAUCAGUCUCCUCGGAGCGAACCGAGUCCCGGAUCCGAGACUAGCGAAGCGAAGGGCACAGCGGCAACCGCCCGUUCCUCUCCUGACGCGCCGGAAUCCAGCAAGACGAACCGAAAACGCAAGUCUUCCGCCGAUGGAUCAGACGAGGACGAGGAACACUCCAAUCAACCCGUCAAGAAGACGGCUCACAACAUGAUCGAGAAGAGAUACCGGACAAAUCUCAACGACAAGAUUGCCGCUCUGAGAGACAGCGUGCCCAGCUUGCGGAUCAUGUCCAAGAGCGCGCGCGGCGAAGAUACGACGGAGGAUCGCGAAGAGCUCCACGGGCUGACACCGGCUCAUAAGCUCAACAAGGCCACGGUUUUGAGCAAGGCCACGGAGUACAUUCGACACCUGGAGAAACGGAACAAUAGGUUGAUGGAUGAGAACAACGCGAUGCAAGCUCGGAUUGCCGCUUUCGAAAAGCUCUUCAUGGCGGGUGCCAUGACCGGCGCGAUGACAGGUGGCAUGGCCGGGAACAUGGGCAACGGCAUGCAGCAGGCACCGACACCGAUGCAGUAUCCUCAAGACCACUAUAUGACCACGCCUCCCAUGGGAACUUCGCAGCCGCCAGAAGCCGCCCAGGGACUGAUUCAGGUCCCCGACGACAUGAAGCGAAUUCUCUCCGCCCAGAUGGCUGUCGGCCAGCCCUAUCCCGUGCCACACCAGUCCUUCCGCGCCGGUGAUCCAGCCAUGCUACGGCAGCAGCAGAUCCAGCAACAACAGCAACAGCAACAACAACAACAACAGCAACAGCCUCAGCAGAAUGGGCGUUGGAACAACGUUGGCCCUUAUUUCGGAAAGCUCAUGGUUGGCUCUCUCGCCAGCCUUCUUAUCCUCGAAGCCGUGCGAACUGAGGAGCAAAGCAACGAGACCCCAGAGGGCCGUGGGCUAUUUGCGCUCCCUGCUCAUCUCCUCCGUCAUCUCGGUUCCAACUCGCACUUCCACGUGCCCGGGCAUGCCGUUUCCGCGACUCGCCUCCUCUCACAUCUCAAGCUCCUUCUAUUCUUCGGCAUCGUGCUAUACGUUUUCAUGCCGUCCGUCUUUUUCCCGUCCGACAAGAGGGGCAAGAAGGGACUGCAACAAGCCAAUAGCCCUCUUCAGGUCGUGCCAUCUCUGGCGUCACCCAUUCACAUCCGACGGCAGGCAUGGUUGACAGCAAUCCAGACAGUUUGGGUCCCGGAGCACAACUUCUUUUUGGAGGCGGCGGCUUUGGUACUCAAUACCAUAAAACUGAGUCUGCGGAACGCGAUGGGCCUCGGUCGAUAUCAGCUGCUUACCGGGCUCACAGGAGAGCAGGAAGUUGCCCGCGUGAAGGCGUGGUCGAUCGCCUUGGAUGCUCAGCUCGCGGGCGGAGAUGUGGAGAUCAACAAGCUUCGACUGGCGUUGACGCUCCUCGCAUCGGGAACCUUGCCCGACACGCCACUCCGACUGAUGCUAAAGGCACUUCAUAUCCGCGUCCUCCUUUGGGAUUUCGGCCCCACGGGACUGCACAAUGCUAUUGCUGCGAAGUUGGCGAGGUCUCGGUGGAGUGAGGCAAAGCGACAGCUUGAUCGAAUUCGGCAAGAGUCCAGUGAAGAUGACUUGCCCGAGCACCUUGCUGCCCUUCUUGACCAUGACUGCGGUGAGGUUUUGAAUGAUACCGUCAUUCAAUGUGCGUAUAACCUGGCCUGGAACCUCUCGACUACCGAGAACAUGGCCGGAAUCGCGGACGGCAUGGACGCUGUGGUUGACGAUGCUGCCGUGCGGUCUCCCAUGGAUGCCGUCGCGGCUUGGUGGUCCUGCCAAAACGUCCAACGUGCACUGUCGGCCCGCCUGGUCGCCGAGGAGUAUGAUGCCGCCGCGCAGGAAACGGUUCAAGGGCUCAUUCGAGAUGCCGUCCGCUCCGCCCCCGUGGGUUCUUCUGCCCAAGGCCGUGCUCUCGUUGCUCGUGCCAUUCUCCUCGACGACAAACAAGAUGAAAGGAAUGGGUCGGACAAAAUUUCCGACGAGGAAAGCGUCAGCCCCCCUUCUGGCAGCCCGCAACAACGGGUCAAUGACGCGGCAUGGUCGCUCCUCGACGCGUACUCUCACACCAAGACGGCCCCCGAUUUUCAGGUCGCCCUCCGCUGCUCUACGGUCAUUUCCAAGAUGCAACACCCCGAGAAAGCCACAUCCCCUCGAGAGAUGGUCCAGCUGGUCGAAGAGAUUGUUCAGCCUUCGCUGAUGGCUGACAUGUCUCUCCUCGGAUGCACCGCUCUCUUUAGGUUGAUGGACGAGCUCUAUAAUCAGCCCAGCGCGUUUGAGGGUUUCGGCACGACGCUUGAAAGUCUGGCGGGUAGUCUCCGAAUCUGGAUAGGCAGCACGCCGGGCGAACAGAGCGGGCUGGACGAGGUGGUGCGGCAUAAGAUGGUCGACCGAUGCCUAGGCAUUACAAAAUCCCUUGUUGGUAUGGAAGCGGACACGGGAUAUGGCAGCAUGAGCGAGUGUGAGGACGAUGAUGGCUGUUAA